Molecule: messenger RNA, 2583 nt
Organism: Hydra vulgaris (swiftwater hydra)
Lineage: Eukaryota; Metazoa; Cnidaria; Hydrozoa; Anthoathecata; Hydridae
Product: potassium voltage-gated channel protein Shaw
Biological process (GO): protein homooligomerization; potassium ion transmembrane transport
Cellular component (GO): voltage-gated potassium channel complex; membrane
Molecular function (GO): delayed rectifier potassium channel activity; protein binding
Source: RefSeq, a predicted model, not a curated record
UUAAUUUAGGAAAAAUUAAAUGAAAAAAGAAAUAAAAGUAGAUGAAUUCUGUUAUUAAAUCGAAAAAUCUUUUCUAUAAGUUUUGCAUAGUGACAAACUAAAAAAAAGUUGAUUUUUUCUAUUUUGCAAGUUGUAAGAAAAAAUAAUCAAGUUGUUCAAUUUUAUGGAACAAGUGACAAUUUCAUGAAUAAAUUUGGCAGCCAAACCAAUUUUGACUCAGAAGAGGAUGAAAAGACAGUUUUUGUUGGAAACUAUCAGCGCCAAAGACGCAAAUCUGUUGUUGGAUCAUGCAGAAAUGCUGACUCCCGGUCACGUACACCAUCUCCGACAGACUGCGCUUCCAUUGAGAAAGAACCUCAAGAGAGUAGUUAUGUUAGUUCCGAACAAAAUGACAGAAUAGUGAUAAACGUCGGAGGUUGCAGACACGAAACAUUUCGUUCAACACUGCGUAUUUUUCCCGAUACCAGACUCGGAUGGAUUGCAAUUAAAGGAAAGUCAUGUAUUGAUGCUUACGACCCAAUUAGAGACGAAUACUUUUUUGAUCGCCAUCCUCAUGCUUUUUCACAAAUCAUUAACUAUUAUAGAACAGGAAAAUUGCAUGCUCCUUCAGAUAUUUGUGGUCCAAUGUUUGAAGCAGAAUUAUCUUAUUGGGGGUUAAACGAAAAGAUUAUGGAGCCAUGCUGUUGGUCCAAGUACACUGAGCAUAGAGAUGCCGAAGAAAAUUUAAAAGUUUUUGAUAAUCAAAUGCUUAGACCACAGGAGGAACAAAAUUUACAGGAGUUUUAUUAUAUGGAGGAAAAAAAUACCAAUGGUAACAAUACGAAUAACGCCAUGUUAGACUCUUUAAAUAGUUCCGUUUGGAAUAAAAAUAAAACUUCAAGUUUUUUUCGUUUCAAAAAGAAAGUUUGGCUGUUAUUUGAAAAACACAACUCGUGUCUUGCUGCACGUAUUAUAUCAAUGGUUUCAUUAUUAUUUAUACUUCUGUCCGUACUUUCCUUAUGUUUUCAAACAAUGUUGGAAAUUGCUCAUCCUAAUCAAUUGUAUUCCGAUCUUCUACUAUCUCUCGAUAUUGCCUCUUUUGUGUGGUUAGUGAUGGAACUUUUUUUGCGAUUCAUAUCUGCUCCUAGUAAAACUUCUUUUUUAUUGAAUUUUUUGAAUUUAAUUGACUUAAUUGUUAUUAUACCUUACCUCGGACAUUUUUGUACUCUCGGUCGUAACGGCUAUAUAAAACAAAGAACUUUAGGAGUUUGGAACAGAAGCUGGUUUCACGUUAUGGCAAUAGCUCGAUUGUUUCGUUUAUUUCGUUUCUUUCGAUUGUCUACAGGUCUGCAGAUUUUAAAACAUACUUUGAUAGCAAGUUCAAAAGAGCUUCUUUUAUUACUUUUGUUGCUUGCUAUUCCAGUGGCUAUAUUUGCAACCAUCGUUUUUUACUGUGAAAACUCGUCAUCAAACUCCACCAAGUUUAAAACUAUACCAGAAUCUUUUUGGUGGGCAGUAGUAACUAUGACUACUGUAGGCUAUGGAGACAUAGUUCCAACAACUACUAUUGGAAAGUUUUUUGGUGUCUUGUGUGCGCUUUGCGGUGUAUUAAUAAUUGCUUUACCUGUGUCUAUAAUAGGAAACAACUUCAAGCUAUUUUAUCACUACGCCCAAGCACGUCUCAAGCAACCUUUUCAGCAAAAAAGCGCCUUAGUCGGCGCAGCAAACGCUUUGGUUUCAGAAUCUAUUAACCAACCCCACGGCAUAAACGAAGACCAAGAAUCUUCUCAUUCAAACUCUACCAAUGUUUAUAAAGAUAUUACACAAAGCAAAAGAUUUCAAAGAGAGCGUUCUUCUUUAUACGUCACUACUCACACGCAAAAAAUAUCACCGCGUCGCACACUUAGCGAGUCUUUUACAAUAAACAAACAAGACAAUGCAUUUCUCACAAUGAGCAAAUCAGGAAAAAGCAUUCAAAAUAAUGUUGAGAAAGCCCAUAUUAACGGUGGAUUUUCCUCAGCCGAAAGCAUUGGAAAAAUAGAUUAUUUAUCUGAGCAUAACAGUUUAAGUGUGAGACCUAACUCUGAAAAAAUAUAUAUGGAUAGCAAGAGAUCAUCCAUAACCAGUUCCGGUUUCUGUGCAAUUCCAAUGUCAGUAUUAUCGCCUUGUGAACUUGUUGAAAAUAUUAAUGACGAAUCAUCCGAUCUUCAAGACGGAUUAUCAAAACCGCAGAAGCCUAUGCUCGAACGUAACGGAUCGAACUUAAAAACUGAACUCAAUUUUCAAAUUCAAAACUUAAAUGAUUAUCCUUCAAACGGUUGUUCAAAAAUAGAUUUUGUGCAAAAUAAAAUGUUUUUAUAUAAAGACAAUAGAAAACGAAGCAAUAACCAUUUACAUGUUCCUGAACCAGAAGGGCUGCACGAGCUUCUCAGCUAACAGCAUAAACUAACUUAUAAAUAUUACUAAUUUAUCUUUAUAUAACUAAUUUUUGUACUUGAUAAUGCAGUUGGUUAAUUUACCAUCAUAGUUAUCAUCAAAAUUAUUUUCAUAACGAACAUUUUGUUCAAUUUCUUAAAAAUAGUUCUUAAAAAAAAUGUUUUCUGA